Theileria orientalis strain Shintoku is the source of this 393-nucleotide messenger RNA. RefSeq lists its product as uncharacterized. Gene Ontology annotation, molecular function: structural constituent of ribosome. Gene Ontology annotation, biological process: translation. The record is from RefSeq and is a predicted model, not a curated record. Gene Ontology annotation, cellular component: ribosome. The transcript has a single exon. Lineage: Eukaryota; Apicomplexa; Aconoidasida; Piroplasmida; Theileriidae.
UUGUUUAUUCCUUAUCUUUGUUUUUACUGCAAUUGCACUGUAUCUAGACCCUUAGUUAACAACCAUUGCCGCUCAUAUAGGUUUCUUUUCUUAUCGCAUAACUUUUUGAACCCUGUUCCUCUGUUUAGGAACUCAACUUGCUUAUUUGAGCGCAGGAAGUACCAUUUCAAGAUCAGGGCUGGCGGCCAGUUUCGAAUAAAGCCCAAAACGAACCACUCCGUUUCCAAGAGGUUCAAAAUCACUGCUACUGGCAAGCUGAUGUACCGCAGGGCCACUACUCAGCACAAGCAGAGGCACAAGAGUCGCGGCGCCAAGGCUCGCCUACACCGCAACGGCAUCCUCACUUCCCUGAGGAUGAUUCGCAAGAUUAAAAGUGUUCUACACAAUCGCUAA